Molecule: messenger RNA, 2549 nt
Organism: Folsomia candida
Lineage: Eukaryota; Metazoa; Arthropoda; Collembola; Entomobryomorpha; Isotomidae
Product: glutamic acid-rich protein
Exons: 9
Coding region: 58-2502 (814 amino acids)
Source: RefSeq, a predicted model, not a curated record
GAAUUACAUUAUUGGCUGCCAGAGAAAACCAAUAGUUGAUUAUAGAUCGGCUUCAGUAUGGAAUUUGACAGCCCAGAAGUACAGAAGGAAUUUCCUGGCCUUUACGCAAAACCAGAUUGUGAAAUGGGGGACCCUGCAGAUUAUGACGAGGAUCUCGACAAGAAGAAGAAAAAGGAUAAGAAGGAUUCAAAAAAGGAUAAAGGAUAUGCGACCUUAGCGGAUGAGAAUUCCCAGGAAGAAGAUGACGGUGGUGGGAGUGGAGAACAUUCCGCAAAGAAGAAACUUAAGGGGUUUAAACUUCCGUCAGCCAAGAAGAAAGAAAAGGAAAAAGAUAAGGAACCAAAGGAUAAGGACGUUAAGAAGGACAAGAAAGUGGAAAAGGAUAAGAAAAAAGGGUCAGACACAGAGAGAAAGUCGAUAGAUAGAGAAGUUCCUUUCUCCACUGUAAGAAUCCCCUUCAGUGCGGAGAGACAUCGAGAUAUUCAUGCUCAUAGAUCCAGUGUCCCUGCCGCCUUCUUCACUUCCACACCAAAAACAGGAAAAGAUAAGUCCGAAACUGCUGACAAUUCCCCAGUUCCCCACGUGGAGAAGGAAAGGUCGUCCUCUUCGGCCCUCAACGCAUUCUUAAACGCCCCAGCUCCCCUGUUCCUCCAAAAAAAGAAGGCAAAAGACAAGAAGGAGAAGGAACCCAAAAAGGAGAAGGAGAAAGUGCACAAGAAGGACAAAGAAGAAAAGAUUAAGGACAAGGAGCACAAGGACAAAAAGGAAUACGCGAGUGGCGUGGCGAAAGUGAAGUUGAAAUUAAUGAGAUCCAAGAAUUCUUUGGAUGAUCCGCAUGAAAAAGGAGAAUUGCAUGUCUCAGUGUCACAUCAAUUUCCGGAAGAUCCUGACUCUUUGGGGAAGGAAAUCCGAAAAUAUGAGCAACUUUUAGAACAAACUCACACACAAAUGAAAUCGAGCAAGAAAGUUUCCAAGAAGCAGGAAGCAAAGCAAGAAGAACAAUUGUGGGAACUACAACGGACACUAACUGCUCUGAAGAGGAAAUUGAGAUCGAUAAAUGCAUUGUCUACUGCCUCCAUAAAUCAUCAUCCAUCUGCCGGACCUCCCAAUUGCAGUGUUUCUGACAUUGGAUCUGAAAGUACCGUUGAAAGUGCGAAUAGUAAAUCUAGUCCCAUAUCAAACAACACUAUUCCGCCCAUAUCGGGAUCUCCUAAUAAUGCAGUAGCACCAGCCAACUCAAACUCGACAAUACCCAAUCAUUUAGAAAAAGCUUGUGAUAAAUUGCCCCAACAGCCCCCAGAAAUCAUUGCAACCGUAACAAGGAAUGAAUCUCCUCCAAAGUUAAAAUCCCCCACGACUUCUGAAAGUUGUGCCAUCAUUAGAAAAGAUAUUACCAGUGUACUAGAAGACUCCACUAGUAUUAAUACCAUUACUACGACGGAUCGUCCUAGAAAGUUGACUGAUGAUGAUGAUGAGCCUGUUGAAGACAUUGUUGUUGUGAUUCCUCCUCCUGCCUCCCAGGUCCGGAAAUCUGCUCGUCGAUCUCUCGACUUUUCAGAAAUUGUCGUCGACAAUAAGAAGCACCCUACAAGUAUCUCAAACUGUUGUUCUAAAGACAUUUGUGUUGUUGAAGAAGAGCAAGAAAGAAAAGCAAUGGUAGUUGAUCCCGAAGUGAAACCAAUAGAAGAAUCUCCAACAGUUAUUGUGCAACAUGAACAGGUCCAAGUGCACGUAAUUGUUCACCAAGAAAGUAAAGAGGAUGAUGACGACGAUGUGAUUAAUGAUGGAGACGCGGAUGAUGAUUCUUCUGUAGCAAAAAGUGAGGAAGAUGACGAUGAAGCAUUGCCUUCUAGGAUUGAAGAGAACAUUGUAAGUGUACUGGACGAUGCUAACGCAAUGCUGCUCGGCUCAAUGCACGAAGAGCUGGAAGAGGCUGCUCUAGUAUUCGGCCAAAAGUUAUCCAAAGGUCGCAUCAGAAAGGCUACAGUGUCAAAAUCCGAACCGACUUUUGGCGAGCAAAAUAAUGAUUCCUCUGAUGUUGAAUUGAUUCGUGACGAGGAUGACGAAGGGCCCGAAAGUUACAUCGAAGACCUUAUCCCAGAGCUAAUGUGCCUUCCCGAAUUUGAAACUGCAGAGUAUAUUUCGUAUGAAAAUGAUCAACUUGCCCUCUUUAAUAAAGCCGUUCAAGAGGAGAUUAUGAGGGAGGAGAGCGACUUGGAGGUUAUGAUUGAAGAGUUGGAAAGUAUUCGAAUUACCAACGACACAAACAAAACUGAGAAUAACUUUGAGGAUUGUGAUAUGGAAAAAUGCGUUGCAGUCUGGAAAGCAGUUAAAGCUGAAAACGAAGCUCUUCAUAUGAACGUCUCUCGUCUACGACAAAUGGUAGCUCUGAAUAAACUUGAAGAAUUCAAAUUAGAAACUCGACUGAGAUAUCUCGAGGAUAAAAUUAUACCCCUUUCGCCAAUCACAAUCACAACACCACUCCAUUCAGAAGCAAUGUAAAAAUCACUAAUAUAAAUAUAAUGAAAACAAGAUCUUAUUUAUCUACA